AUGAAUAAACUGGAAGAAUCAACGCACGAUCGUGAAAUUAAAUUAUUAUUAAAAGAAAGUAAUUUUCCUGAAGGUGCAGUUAAACGGGCUGCUGAAAAAGCAGCGAGAAGUUUUCAAAGUACACAACCGAAGGUAUUUGCAUGGCAAAUAUUACGCGAAUCAGUAACAGAUAAUGAGCUUCGAAAUGUGCAAAUAUCUCUUCGAACAUUCCACGGCGAAACGGCUGCACAUUUACUUUCACGGCAAUUACCUAAAAUUAGGUUAGUUGUCGAAGCAACAAUGUCGUAUUUUAAAUGGGACCAAUUAAGUGAUGAAAACCAAUUAACGAAGGCAAAAUUAUUAUUAAGCCACUUAAAAAAUAAUGCUAAAGUAAGGAAUUGGACAUUACGAGAAGGACGACCGAACAGAGUGACAAACAAUAUGGAUGUAAUUUUGAAGCGUUAUGCAGCUUUGCUUGGACCAGGAGGAUUGGCUGCAGUUGGUAUUCUACCUGGGCAAGUAAAUCAACUUAACUGCUAG
This is a messenger RNA of Dracunculus medinensis (Guinea worm), 519 nucleotides long. Lineage: Eukaryota; Metazoa; Nematoda; Chromadorea; Rhabditida; Dracunculidae. The record is from the annotation of a GenBank genome assembly.